Procambarus clarkii (red swamp crayfish) is the source of this 600-nucleotide messenger RNA. RefSeq lists its product as uncharacterized. The record is from RefSeq and is a predicted model, not a curated record. Lineage: Eukaryota; Metazoa; Arthropoda; Malacostraca; Decapoda; Cambaridae.
AUGUCAUCAGACUCCUCCACCGCCUCUCCUACACCGCCUCUCCUACACCGCCUCUCCUCCACCGCCUCUCCUCCACCGCCUCUCCUACACCGCCUCUCCUUCACCGCCUCUCCUACACCGCCUCUCCUACACCGCCUCUCCUCCACCGCCUCUCCUACACCGCCUCUCCUACACCGCCUCUCCUACACCGCCUCUCCUCCACCGCCUCUCCUCCACCGCCUCUCCUUCACCGCCUCUCCUACACCGCCUCUCCUACACCGCCUCUCCUCCACCGCCUCUCCUACACCGCCUCUCCUACACCGCCUCUCCUACACCGCCUCUCCUACACCGCCUCUCCUCCACCGCCUCUCCUCCACCGCCUCUCCUCCACCGCCUCUCCUCCACCGCCUCUCCUCCACCGCCUCUCCUCCACCGCCUCUCCUCCACCGCCUCUCCUCCACCGCCUCUCCUCCACCGCCUCUCCUCCACCGCCUCUCCUCCACCGCCUCUCCUCCACCGCCUCUCCUACACCGCCUCUAUUCACCCCAUAACUAUAAAGUAUUUAAAAAGCAUAAAAACUAUCACUUCAUCUACGAGAUAUACAUCACUAUGGCACAUUAA